AUGAAUGCUUUCUUCGAUGGCUACGUGCAUGCCAGAACAAAUCUUAAAGAAUUUGUUGAUCAGUUCGACAAUGCUCUGAAGAAAAAAAUUAAGAACGAAAACCAAGCUGACUUCAAUUCAUUUAACUUCACCAUUCCUUGCAUAUCACACUUGGCUCUUGAGAAGAAGUUUCAAGAUGUAUACACAAAUGCAAAAUUUAAGGAGGUUCAGCAAGAAAUAAUGGGAAUGAUAUAUUGUCAUUAUCGUUUCGAGAAAAUGGAGAGAGUAAUUGCAAUUUACUCGGUCGAUGAUCAAGUAAAGGCUGAAGAUUUCAUCAAGGAGGUUACGUAUACUCUUUACUUUAAUGAGGCGGAGUGUGAGACGAAGUGUGUUUGUGGGUUGUUUGAGAUGCGAGGGAUAAUAUGUAGACAUAUUCUUGCAAUCUUUUCAGCUAAGAAAGUCCGUGAGUUGCCAGAGAAGUACAUAUUAGACCGCUGGCGGAAAGACAUAAAACGGGCUUAUACUUUUAUUUCGACCAAUUAUGACGCUGUUGAUCGGAGACCUGAAACUGUUAGAUAUAAACGUAUUUUGAGAACUUUCAAUGAGGUAAUAACAAAUGCAGUUUCGACCGAUGGGCAUACUGAGGAAAUGAUUUCAAACUUGAUUGCGAUGAAUGAGGUUUGGUGCACAUCGAAGCCCUCCAACACGGAUUCCAAUGUUGGAGGAAGUACCGUGAAUGCAUUCACAGAAGGAAGUUCCAAGAAAGUUCUAAGUCUCCAUGUUGUUAGAGGCAAAGAAAGACCCCUGUGUAAGAGGAGGAUGUCCACGAUGGAGGAAAGAAGGCGUAGAUUGGACACCGAACCAUUGGAAAGCACUGAAAACCAAGUCGGCCUAUCGGAAAUGAUGAUACAAGAAAAUGUACAAACUCCCAUAAUGGUCAAUGAAGAAAGUGGACAACAUCUGAUACAACUAGGAAUGGAUGGAACACAGCCAGAGACGGCAGAUGGAACGCAGCCUAGCAAUUGUUACUUCACCUUGAAGGCAUGGAACGCUCAAAAAGGUGGAGCAGCAGCUAUUCUUGUUGCGGAUGACAAGAUUGAACCAUUAAUUACCAUGGACACUCCUGAAGAAGAGAAGGCUGAUGCUGAUUAUCUACAGAACAUCACCAUUCCUUCAGCUCUUAUUAGCAAGUCUUUGGGGGAUAGCAUUUAA
Molecule: messenger RNA, 1191 nt
Organism: Juglans regia (Persian walnut)
Lineage: Eukaryota; Viridiplantae; Streptophyta; Magnoliopsida; Fagales; Juglandaceae
Product: protein FAR-RED IMPAIRED RESPONSE 1-like
Exons: 4
Coding region: 1-1191 (396 amino acids)
Molecular function (GO): zinc ion binding
Source: RefSeq, a predicted model, not a curated record